AUGAGAGCCCUAGAGGUCAUGUCUUCCACCAGUCUUAAGCGCAAAGUAGCAGAAUCCAGCCAGGAGCCUAUAGCUAAGCGCCACCAUCUUUAUGGGUACGAUCCGCACUCCCCAUGGUUACACCAGUCAGCAUCUCCCGGGAUAUGGCGGACACGGGGGAAUCCAGGUGUGCAGCACUCGAUGCCCCUAUCAAAUAUGGUGUCUGCCGUUCAAGACUUGAUAGACCCGGACUUCGAUCCACUGACAGCGAUGCUGGACGACGAGCCCCGAUUUUUAAAACCCUUACCGGCUCGCAUCGCCCCGGAGGACUUGGAGUUCCUGCGAUUUCGUGGUGCCCUAUCAAUUCCAGAGACCGGGUUGCGGGAUGAGCUUCUUCGCUGUUACAUACAAUGGGUGCACAGCUUCAUGCCAGUUUUGAACUUGCAAGAGUUUUUACGAUGCGUGGCUGAAAAUGACCCUGAGGGAAAUGUUAGCAUCCUACUCUUUCAGGCAGUCAUGUUCGUUGGUACGGCUUUCGUCGAUCUCAAGCACUUGCAAGAUGCCGGGUAUUCAACCCGGAAAAGUGCGCGUAAUGCGUUCUUUACUCGAUUAAGAUUACUCUAUUCCCUCGACUGCGAAGAGGAUCGCAUCGAGAUUCUCCAAACACUGCUAUUAAUGACCUACUGGGCUGAUUCGGAGAACAGUCCCCAGCGAGAUAUUUGGGAUUGGAUGGGAGUCUGUAACACACAAGCACAGUCGAUCGGUUUAAACAAAGACCCUGCAUCAGGUGAAAUUGACAUACGGACUCGAAGGCUCCGUUCCCGGCUUUGGUGGUGUCUGUACUCCCGAGAUCGGUUGAUCGCUAUGGGUAUGCGGCGCCCGCUUCAGGUUAACGAUGGAACGAGCAGUGUCCCCAUGCUCAAAUUGGACGAUUUUGAUUUUGAGCCUUUCUCUCCAUAUGUGGUGGCCAAGUUCUAUUGCCGCCAACUCCAAGAUGUGUCACAUCAGAAACGCCUCGCUACCAUGUUCAUCGAGAAGGUGAAGCUCUGCCAAUGUAUUGGUAGGGUAAUAUUCGCGCAGUAUACACCAUCCCAGCGCCAGUUUGGAGCUACAGACCGGACUACGGUCACACUUACCCCUCGACAGGCUUCCGAGUCCGAGUUUGCGCGAUGCGGCCAGAAACUCGACUCAUGGCUUAGUGCGCUCCCUAAAGAUGCACAAUUCAUUCCGAAGUCGGGAAAGAACUUCCAUGAUGGUGAAGAUGUACUGCUGCUUCAUGGUGCGAUGCUACGUAUGCUCUACCAUGCUACUAGCAGCGCACUUCACCGGCCUUGGGCAAAUUCUUCAAAAGAUCAAUCUAAAUCACGGACGGACUGGCGCGAUGCUGCUCGCACAAAAAUGAACGAUGCUGCUGCGGGGAUCACACAUAUUAUUCAAGGCUUAAAUCACCUCAACCUCACAAGGUUUCUACCGCAGUCUGGAGUGACUGUGAUUCUACCUGCCGCUGUGGCACAUUUAACCAACACCAUGUCCGACGACCCCGCUGUCCGUGAAAGCAGUGUGGACAAUUUCCAUCGCUGUAUUAAAGUCCUCCACUGUCUUAAGGAUAUUUAUCCAGCCGCCGGCCAAGAGUUCGCCAACAUUGAGGCCGCCAUCAAAAUGCAGGCAGGUGCCUCCAGUACAUUCUUUCAAGUCAUGGAAUACAACCUCGACGCUCCUGCCACAUCGUUGGCGACCAGGAAACCAAGCAAUACCAACUCCAUCUCCCAAGCCCAACCAGCCCCACCUGCUAGUGUAACCGAGACUCCCAAGUCGCGAGCACAAACUGCAUCUACGCAACAGAACAUGCAUCAAAGAAAGCCUAGCAUGGAGCCCACGCAUGAACCUGCCCCGCCUUUAUUCCCCAAUGUAUUCGAUCAAUAUACCGACCUCGGCAUCAUAGACAACAAUCCUUUCAACUAUCUCUCCAUCGACAUCGACUCCUUCCCCGACUUUCAGACCCCUCCCAAUCCAAUGAAGUCCAACAAUCCAGACAAACCCUAUAUGUCACCACCACCUCAAGACCAAGAUACAAUCGACUGGGCACAAGAGCUGUUCCAAGACACCGACCUAAAUCUAUACAGCAACACAGACGCCUUUCGCAAACCCGAAAAGACAACUCCUCCCCUAGAUCAAGAUCAAAACCUCGACGAUCCAUUCUCUUUUACUUUGAGGGAUACAGAUGACAUUCGCUCAGUUCAUUCUCGUCAUCAGUCAAUGAACGAUGGAAGGCCCGAAAUCACUGGCGAUCUGGAUCGAGACUUGGGGUUCCAGUCUGGUGAUGACAUGUUCUAG
This is a messenger RNA of Penicillium expansum, 2313 nucleotides long. Its product is annotated as transcription factor domain-containing protein. The transcript has 2 exons. Bases 1 to 2313 code for a protein of 770 amino acids. Gene Ontology annotation, molecular function: zinc ion binding; DNA binding. Lineage: Eukaryota; Fungi; Ascomycota; Eurotiomycetes; Eurotiales; Aspergillaceae. The record is from RefSeq and is a predicted model, not a curated record. Gene Ontology annotation, biological process: DNA-templated transcription.